Olea europaea var. sylvestris is the source of this 1116-nucleotide messenger RNA. RefSeq names its product protein PAF1 homolog. The record is from RefSeq and is a predicted model, not a curated record. Lineage: Eukaryota; Viridiplantae; Streptophyta; Magnoliopsida; Lamiales; Oleaceae. The transcript has 5 exons. Bases 1 to 1116 code for a protein of 371 amino acids.
AUGGCUUCGUACAGGCCAUUCCAUCCACCGCAACAGUCAACAUUCGCUCCUCCAGCCCCAGCUCCGCCAAAUCAAAGUCUUCUUCAGUCUUCAGCACCACAGCCAACGCAGGGCAAUCAGUACCCUAAAAACUGGGGCCCUUAUGGCGGCAAAGAGGGUUCCGCGUACAAUCAGAACUAUGCUCAGAUGAAUCUGAGCUCGAAUUAUCAAAAUGCUGGCUACAGAUCAUCAUCCCAACAGCAUUUUACCCCUCCUCCAGGAAACCAACCUCCGCCACCGCCUCAACAGCAGCAGUUUCCGUAUCAGCCACCGCCGCCGUCAGAGUCUUCUUCAUACCCACCACCCGUCCCAGCUCCUCCAGCCUAUUACCCACCUUCUAAUUAUUCCCAGUUCAAUCAGCCUCAAUCUUUGCAGCCUUUACAACCACCACCACCACCUCCUCCUCCUUCAUCCCCUCCACCACCGCCACCUCCGCCGCAGCCCUCUUCUCCUCCCCCACCCCCUUCUUCAGGACUUCCUGCUAGAUUGGGCACAGAGAACAAGCAUGCAGGUGAGAAAUCAGGUCAUAAAAAUCUGGGAACUUCAUCGAAACAGCAACAAAAGCCCUCCUUGCCGCCUAUUGGCCCAGCUCAAAGAUCAGGUAGGCAAGGGCAACCAGGUAGGGUCGAGACAGAGGAGGAGAGAAGGUUGAGGAAAAAUAAGGAGUAUGAAAAACUAAGGCAAGAGGAGAAACACAGGCAGCAUUUGAAGGAGUCUCAAAAUAAAGUGCUGCAGAAGACGCAAAUGAUGGCCACUGGGGUGAAGGGGCACGGGUCUAUUAGCGGAUCACAUAUGGGUGACAGGAGGAGUACUCCGUUACUAAGCAGUGACAGAAUUGAAAACCGAUUGAAGAAGCCGACAACCUUUAUCUGCAAAAUGAAGUGCUAUUAUAAUCAAUUCUUUCAAUCUAAGAUGUCAAAAUUGUUAAGGUUGCAUAUUGCCGACCUACAGUUACAGUUAUUUUGUUGUACAUUUGCAUUUGAUUUCAGUAAUUUUGUGCACUUUAUGUUUCAAUGUGUGAAUUGGGCGGCUUAUCAUUUUACUGAUAUUUGUCCACUAGUGGAUUCAGUGAACUAG